CUGAGAACGCUUUCACGUGGUUUCUUCUGACCCGUUUAUUCCCGCGUUUAAUCAUCAUAUAACCUCAACAGAGAUUACGAGACACACAUUUUGAACAGAUCAAAGAAAUCUUGAAAAAAUGUCUGGUCGAGCUCGAGGUAGAGCUCGGGGUAGAGCCCGUGGAGCAGAUCAGACAGAGCCAGCCAGAAGACCUGGAGAAGGGGAGUCGAAGUCUAUGCCAGCUCCUACUUCAUCAGCUCCUGCUCCUGCACCUGCAGGAGGUCCUCCGGGGCCUAGUGGUAGGGCUACCUAUAGAGGUGGAGCUGCUGUCCCACGUCCAGGUAUGGGAGGGGGCGAAGGCCAAGUUCCAGCUGAUGAACUUGCAAAGAUGAGUAUUGGGACUGGUGAUGCUAGUCAGGUAACUCAGAAAAGGAGACCUCGUUACACUGAUCCAGAAACAAAGCCUGCAUGGAUUACGGACAAAAGAGGAACAUCAGGGACAGCAUUACCAGUGAAAACAAACUAUUUCAGACUGGAAUCCAAACCAGAUUGGCAUCUCUAUCAGUACCAUGUUGACUUCAAUCCACCUGUGGACAGCAAGAGGUUGAAAAUUGCCUUAUUAUUUCACCAUGAAGAACUUCUUGGAAAGACGAAAGCCUUUGAUGGAAUGGUUCUGUUCUUGCCUCACAAACUACAGCAAAAUGUAACUGAGGUAUACUCAAAGAAGAAUUUUGAUGACACGCAGGUCCGAGUGACCAUCACAUUGACCAAUGAACUACCACCCACUAGUCCUCAGUGUUUACAAGUGUUCAAUAUAAUCUUCAGAAGGGUUCUAACGAUGGUGGAUAUGCAGCUAAUUGGAAGAAAUUAUUUCAAUCCCAAAUUGGCAGUUCAAAUUCCACAACACAAACUUGAAGUUAUGCCAGGGUUUGUAACUUCCAUACUGAGAUAUGAAACACAAACAUUGCUGUGUGCUGACAUUUCUCACAAAAUAUUACGAAGUGAUACAGUCCUUGAUAUUAUGUACGAGAUGUACAAUCGUUCGGCAGGAGAUGCCUUUUAUGAAAAUUGUAUCAGAAAAUUUGUAGGAUCUAUUGUACUAACACGAUACAACAACAAGACCUAUCGUGUAGAUGAUUUUGAAUGGGAUUUAAGGCCCACAUCAACAUUUAAACUGCGAAAAGGAGAAGAUAUUUCCUAUGUAGACUAUUAUAAGAAAAAUUAUUCCAUAACUAUUAAUGACCUCAAUCAGCCUUUGUUGGUAAGCAGACCCAAGAAAAAAGACAUUAAAGUAGGAAGAACAGAAGUAUUAUACUUACUACCAGAAUUAUGCUGCUUGACAGGACUGUCCGACGAAGCCAGAGCAGAUUUUAGUGUAAUGAAGGAUGUGGCAGCUCAUACUAGAAUUGCACCUCAGGGUAGAACCCAAACCUUAACCGACUUCAUCAACCAGAUCAACACUAAUCAAGCUGUCAAGACAGAAAUGGGAGGUUGGGGCCUUCGCUUUUCACAAGAUCUGGUACAGAUAAAUGCUCGUGUUGCACCUCCAGAGAAGAUAAUGCAGAGAUAUGAUGCUGUUCUGAAUUAUAAGCAAGAGGAUGCAGACUGGAGCCGUGAUAUGCGGGGGAAAGAAUUAGUUACUCCAGUAGACCUGCAAAGAUGGGUAAUUGUGUUCACAAGAAAGAACUCUGCAAUGGCUCAAGACUUGGUUCAAACCUUAAGCAAAGUUGGACCUCCCAUGGGAAUGAGGAUUAAUCAACCAACUCCAUGUGAAAUUCCAGAUGAUAGGAAUGAUAGCUACCUCUCUGCACUGAGACAGCAAGUACAACAAGACACACAGAUGGCUUUGUGUAUUCUGCCAACAAACAGAAAGGACAGAUAUGAUGCCAUUAAAAAAUUCUGUUGUGUUGAUCACCCAGUUCCUAGUCAGGUUGUGGUAGGCAGAACAUUGUCAAAGAAGCAGAUGUUGAUGUCAGUCGCUACUAAAAUAGCUAUUCAGUUGAACUGUAAACUUGGUGGAGAGGUUUGGCAUCUAGAGAUUCCACUUAAAGGUUUGAUGGUGGUAGGUAUCGAUACAUACCACGAUUCUGCCAAGAAAGGACGUUCUGUUGGAGGUAUUGUUUGUAGCAUGAAUAGAAAUCUUACCAGGUAUUACUCUAGUUGUACAUUCCAAAUGCAGACCCAGGAACUCGUUGAUGGAGCAUGUAUAAAAAUGCGAGGUGCCCUGGAGAAGUACCAUGAAGUAAAUGGUGCAUUACCAGAGAGGAUUAUUGUGUUUAGAGAUGGUGUAGGUGAUGGACAGCUCCAGGCUGUACAUGAACAUGAAAUACCACAAAUGAUUGAUUGUUUCAAGAAAGCAGGUGGUACUGAAUACAGUCCUAAGGUUGGUGUAGUUGUUGUGAAGAAGAGGAUCAACACCAGAUUCUUCGCCAGUUUGAACAGGGGACAAUUGGGUAACCCACCCCCAGGAACCAUCAUUGAUACAGAAGUAACUAAACCAGAGUGGUAUGACUUCUUCCUUGUUAGUCAGUCUGUCAGACAGGGAACUGUUACUCCAACUCAUUAUAAUGUUGUGUGGGAUACCACAGGACUGAAACCAGAUCAUAUGCAGAGAUUAACCUACAAGAUGUGCCAUCUGUACUACAAUUGGCCGGGCACAAUCAGAGUUCCAGCUCCAUGCCAGUAUGCACAUAAGCUAGCCUUCCUUGUUGGACAGAGUAUUCAUAGAGACCCGUCACCAGCCUUGGCAGACCGUCUUUACUUCUUGUAAACUGACAUGACGGUCAAAAGAGAGAAAGGACUGGUUUUAUGUAAAUUAAAGCCAUCAUACAAAAUGAAGUGCCUUCCUAGCUCUACAAGAGUAUGGAUUGUUUACUUGUAAUGUACAUGUGUGCAAUGACUAGAAAUGGUGCUGAUUGAAAGACUGUGUAUAUUUGUGAACUACAGUUUUGUGUAAACUGAAGGAUUAUUAAUUUACAGUUUAAUGCUAUGCAACUGAUUUUUUUGUCGCAAAAACUUGAUGAUCUGAUUCCUGUGUUUAAACUUAUGGGUCUUUAGCUACAAUGUUGUCUAUAGACUGUUCAAAAUAUAUCAAAAGACUGAAUCCCAUGAGGGACUUCAAUCAAAAAUGCAGAAAAAGAUGUUUAUGAGAUUUUUUUUUUGUUUAUCAUUUUUUUAUAUACAUAGUUUAUUGUUUUAGAGUAGGUUUUGUUAUUUUUAUACUGUUGCUAUUACAUUGUUUUAUUUUGCUGAUUUGAAAGACAUUGAUUAAGCUUUGUGGUCUUUAUGCAGAUGUAUUAAUCAUGUGUUUCAACAUCAGUGUGCAAGUGAUCAUAAGUUGUUUAUAUUGUUGAUUAUAGGAGUUCCAUUAUAUGUAGAAUAGAAGUUAACAGAAAAUUUACAGCAAAGAUUGAUAAAAUUUUGAAGUAGGUUCAAAUUGAAAUAAUUUCUUAUCUUGUAGAAAAUCUAUAUUUUUUUUAUGAAAAAGAUUGAUUAUAUGAAGGAAUAUUUAGAUGAGGAUAAGGGAAGUUUUUGAGAAAUGAACAGGAUUGACAACCAAAAAUAUCUGUCCAAAUUGUUUUAAUGGGGUGGUACAAAGGUAUUCAUGCAUAACUAUUUCAGGGAAAAUGCAAAGAUAAGGCAGUCAACUUUCUAUUAGUUGAUGGUUCCAUUGACCAGAGAGAAAAAAACAAAAGUAUUACAGAUUUGAGUUGUGUGUCGGUUUUCAUCAAAAGAAAUCCUGUAUUAGCCAUUUUCUCAUACAGAAUUAUUUAAAGAAAUAUUGGCCCUGUUUCACACCAGUUUCUUAUGCCUGCUUUAAAAUUUGGUUUGUAUUGUUCUCUGCUAUUGUCGAAAAGGAUCAGGCUUUUUUCGAUGUGACGUUAUUUUUUUAUCAAAACACACCUUGAAAUAUCCUUGAUGGGUUUGCUUUUCAACAUUGUAUUGCAACUACAUGUAUAAAUGUAAAGGAUGUGUUGUUGAAAUUUGUGCAGACUAUGGACAUGAUAGAACAUGAAAUAAGGGUAAAUAUAAAAUGUUUGGGAGUAAAUUUAUGUUUGGAAUGUACAUUAUGAAGUUGAAGCCAGUGAUUUUAGAAUAAGACUUAUUCCUUCCACACUUCUUUUCUGGAAGUUAAACAGACAAAAACAUUCUUCAUUAAAACAUUUUCCUGUGAAAUCUGAGAAGAUGAAUUUUAUGUACUAAAAUUUUAAGAUUUUUCUUAAUUAAGUAUAAACAUAAAUUAAUCAGUUCACAUUUCAACAUAUUUGCUAGUUCUUAGAAUUAUUGUGCAAUAAUAGUCUUAAACCCAGUGAUGAACGUUUUCAGCGGAUUUCCAAUUUUUGAGUUCGUUUUUUCCUUCAUUUUUUCCCUUUCUUUUUACAGUAUUUUGACUUUUGGAAACACAAUUUCUGCUUUUUUUUUGGUUGGAGACCAAUUUCAUCCCUGUAACCCAUCCAUCUACUUGUAUAGAACAAGUUAGAAUAAUCAUAUUCAUUUGUGCUGUAAAAAUCAUUCGUAAUUGAAUCUCAUAAAAAAAAAAAAACAUGCCCAAAAACCCAUUUUUUACAUUUGAUCAUUGAUCAGUAUUAAUAGUUGUCAGAAAACCAUUCCACAUCACUGGUUGAAAUUGUAUUUGUAUGAAUGAAUGUUCAGUAAAAACUUCAUAAAACCAUAUUCCAUUUUCAAUUAGACAUAUUAAUCUUGCAGACAAAUAUCAUUUCAUAAUCAAUUUGAUUGGACAAGAGUUGGCAUGUAUGUACACAAAUCAUUUUUGGAAGCAAAUGUGAUCAUUUAUUUAACUGACAAAUGGUGUUUUUUUUUCAUUAAUCAUGCUGGGGAAGGGGGAAAAUUAAAAAGAAAAAAAUAAAGUUACAUUGUUUUUUAUUA
This is a messenger RNA of Mytilus californianus (California mussel), 4866 nucleotides long. Its product is annotated as piwi-like protein 1. The record is from RefSeq and is a predicted model, not a curated record. Lineage: Eukaryota; Metazoa; Mollusca; Bivalvia; Mytilida; Mytilidae. Gene Ontology annotation, molecular function: piRNA binding; protein binding. Gene Ontology annotation, cellular component: P granule. Gene Ontology annotation, biological process: regulatory ncRNA-mediated gene silencing. The transcript has 17 exons. Bases 119 to 2749 code for a protein of 876 amino acids.